Messenger RNA from Pongo pygmaeus (Bornean orangutan), 3585 nucleotides. RefSeq names its product erythrocyte membrane protein band 4.2 (gene EPB42). Gene Ontology annotation, molecular function: protein-glutamine gamma-glutamyltransferase activity. The coding region runs from base 1386 to 3455 and encodes 689 amino acids. The record is from RefSeq and is a predicted model, not a curated record. The transcript is spliced from 17 exons. NCBI's taxonomy places the organism in Eukaryota, Metazoa, Chordata, Mammalia, Primates, Hominidae. Gene Ontology annotation, biological process: peptide cross-linking.
AUAAAAGCAGGCUGCCAGAGAGCGCAGUGGCAACCGCGUUGGGUACGUUUCCACGUUGUGAGAGCUUUGUUCUUUCGCUCUUUGCAGUAAAUCUUGCUUCUGCUCAGUGUUUGGGUCCACACUACCUUUGUGAGCUGUAACACGCACUGUGAAGGUGUGCAGCUUCACUGCUGAAGCCCCUGAGACCACGAACCCACCGGGAGGAACGAAUAACUGCAGACGCGCCGCCUUAAGAGCUGUAACACUCACCGCGAAGGUCUGCAGCUUCACUCCUGAGCCAGCGAGACCACGAACCCACCAGAAGGAAGAAACUCCAAACACAUCGGAACAUCAGAAGGAACAAACUCCGGACACGCGGCCUUUAAGAACUCUUAACACUCACUGCGAGGGUCCCCGGCUUCAUUCUUGAAGUCAGUGAGAACAAGUACCCACCAAUUCCGGACACACUAUUACCUAGCUAACUCCUAUUUAUCCUCCCAGUUUCUGAGCUUAAAUAUCACCGUCUGAGAGAAGCCCACCCUGACCGUCCACACCUGGGUCCAAGAGCACUCAAACUUCUUUUUUACAGCAUUUGGCACACUUGACAGAGAAAUAGCUAAUGAUGUACGUACGCACUUAGUAUUGUUUGUCUCCCCCUGCUGGAAUAAGAAGCUCCUUGGUGGCAGGGACGCGUCUAUCUGCUUUACUGCUGUAUUACCAGUACCUAACACCGUUCCUAACAGUUCCUAACGGUACCUCAAAAAGUGCCCCGACUGAAAUACUGCCAGAGACUGGAUCUCUGUGAAGCUCUCAUGGGAACUGUACGAGGAAAGAGAAGAUUCUCUUUGCUAGAACCAGAAGGAGAACACAUUCCCCAAAGGGAGACCAGCCCACAAUCUCUCCAUUGCCCUCCCAGGAAUGAUGUCCUUAUAAGAAGAGGAAAAGGAAAAGACACCAGAGAUCUUUCUCUUUCUGCAUGGACACAGGGAAGAGGGCAUGUGAGGAAGAGAGCCUUCACCAGACACCAAGCCUAAAGGCCCUGAUCUUGAACUUCCAUUCUACAGAAGGGAACUAAAGAAAGAAAAAUUGAAAAGACAUAGAGCCUGAGUCCCAAGAUAGUUCCCAACCUUCUCUGGUAAAGGGUCCCAGACCAGCCUAUGAACAUCUCUCAACUUGCAGCCCCUGUCACGUUUAGGGCCUGAGAUUUGGAGUUGGAUAUGGGACUCCUGUUUGUGGCCUCCUCUCUUCCAGAGCCUUCCAGUGCAGUCCAGAUAACAUCUCUGAGAGUCUCUUGAGACCACUGAAGCAAGAGGCUUCAAGACAGAAAGCCCAGAAGGAGCCCAGAAGCAACAGUUCGAGACAGGCGCUUCCUGCGGCCAAGUGGAUAAGAGGAGUGGCCUGCAACCAUGGGACAGGCCCUGGGUAUCAAGAGCUGCAACUUUCUGGCAGCAAGAAACAAUGAGGAGCACCACACCAAGGCCCUCAGCUCCCGGCGCCUGUUUGUGAGGAGGGGGCAGCCCUUCACCAUCAUCCUGCACUUCCGUGCUCCAGUCCGUGCAUUUCUGCCUGCCCUGAAGAAGGUGGCCCUCACUGCACAAACUGGAGAGCAGCCUUCCAUGAUCAACAGGACCCAAGCCACAUUCCCGAUUUCCAGUCUGGGGGACCGAAAGUGGUGGAGUGCAGUGGUGGAGGAGAGAGAUGCCCAGUCCUGGACCAUCUCUGUGACCACACCUGCGGACGCUGUCAUUGGCCACUACUCGCUUCUGCUGCAGGUCUCAGGCAGGAAGCAAUACCUCUUGGGCCAGUUCACACUGCUCUUUAACCCCUGGAGUAGAGAGGAUGCUGUGUUCCUGAAGAAUGAGGCUCAGCGCACGGAGUACUUGUUGAACCAGAAUGGUCUCAUCUACCUGGGUACAGCUGACUGCAUCCAGGCAGAGUCCUGGGACUUUGGCCAGUUCGAGGGGGAUGUCAUCGACCUCAGCCUGUGCUUGCUGAGCGCAGACAAGCAGGUAAAGAAGUGGAGCCAGCCGGUGCACGUGGCCCGUGUGUUGGGUGCCUUGCUGCAUUAUCUCAAGGAGAAGAGGGUCCUGCCCACCCCACAGACCCAGGCCACCCAGGAAGGGGCCUUGCUGAACAAGCGCCGGGGCAGCGUGCCCAUCCUGCGGCAGUGGCUCACCGGCCGAGGCCGACCUGUGUAUGAUGGCCAGGCCUGGGUGUUGGCUGCUGUUGCUUGCACAGUGCUGCGAUGCCUGGGAAUCCCUGCCCGCGUGGUGACCACGUUUGCCUCAGCACAGGGCACUGGUGGGCGUCUGCUCGUAGAUGAAUACUAUAAUGAGGAGGGACUUCAGAACGGAGAAGGCCAGAGAGGCAGAAUCUGGAUCUUCCAGACUUCCACAGAGUGCUGGAUGACGCGGCCCGCCUUGCCCCAGGGUUAUGAUGGAUGGCAGAUUCUGCACCCAAGUGCUCCUAAUGGAGUCCUGGGGUUCUGUGAUCUGGUGCCGGUCAGAGCAGUCAAGGAGGGGAUGCUGGGGCUGACCCCAGCAGUGUCAGACCUUUUUGCUGCCAUAAAUGCCUCAUGUGUGGUCUGGAAGUGCUGUGAGGAUGGGACACUUGAGUUGACUGACUCCAACACAAAGUAUGUUGGCAACAACAUCAGCACCAAGGGUGUGGGCAGUGACCGCUGCGAGGACAUCACUCAGAACUACAAGUAUCCUGAAGGGUCUCUUCAGGAAAAAGAGGUGCUGGAGAGAGUCAAGAAAGAGAAAAUGGAACAUGGAAAAGACAACGGCAUCCGUCCUCCCAGUCUCGAGACUGCCAAUCCUCUGUACCUGCUCUUGAAAGCACCCAGCUCCCUACCCCUGAGAGGGGAUGCCCAGAUCUCAGUGACGCUGGUUAAUCACAGUGAGCAGGAGAAGGCAGUGCAGCUGGCAAUUGGGGUCCAGGCUGUGCACUACAACGGUGUCCUUGCUGCCAAGCUCUGGAGGAAGAAGCUGCCCCUCACGCUCAGUGCCAACCUGGAAAAGACAAUAACCAUCAACCUGUUCUUCUCCAAUUUUGAACGAAACCCACCUGAGAACACCUUCCUUAGACUCACCGCCAUGGCAACACACUCUGAGUCCAGCCUUAGCUGCUUUGCUCAGGAAGACAUUGCCAUUUGUAGACCACACCUUGCCAUCAAGAUGCCAGAGAAAGCAGAGCAGUAUCAACCCCUCACAGCCUCAGUCAGCAUCCAGAACUCCCUAGAUGCCCCCAUGGAGGACUGUGUGAUCUCCAUCCUGGGAAGGGGGCUCAUUCACAGAGAGAGGAGCUACAGAUUCCGUUCAGUGUGGCCUGAAAACACCAUGUGUGCCAAGUUCCAGUUCACGCCAACACAUGUGGGGCUCCAGAGACUCACUGUGGAAGUGGACUGCAACAUGUUCCAGAACCUAACCAACUAUAAAAGCGUCACCGUGGUAGCCCCUGAACUUUCAGCUUAAACUUCCAGCUCUAUCACCACUCUCCUGCAAACCCUUGCUCUACAAUCUAAUCCAAACAUGUGCUAGGAAGAGAAACUUUGUGUCUCAGUGUUUGUGUUGCUAUAAAGGAAUACCUGAGGCUGGGUAGUUU